AACACCCCCUCCCCACUCAAAGCUUAGAACAUAGAAAAGCUCUAUUAUCAUUUUAGGAGAUCUUGAUUUUGAUUUCAAAACACAGAGAAGAGUUCGAGUAGAGAGACUGGAUCAAGCUUCUUUCUUUGACAUGGAUGUAGCUUGAACAACCCAAAACAAUACUAUUUAUUCGAUUUCGCUCAAAACUUCCUACCCUUCUCCUUGAAAGAUAUGACUUCUCACAUACCGCCCUUUAACCAGUCACCUACGCUGAUCCCUAAGCCCGAGCCACUCAGUGAUUCCGACCCACAAGCUCCGAUUCCACCCUCAUCCAUCUUCAAUUUCAACACCACAGUCGAAGCUCCCCUCGAACCUAACUUGUUGUGCAGAGAGUUUAACAACGUCGCAGAGACUUUUCGCUCAGCGUUCGCACAACGCCUCAAACGGCACGAGGACGUUACGGUUCUCGAUUCUCUAACCGGCGCAAUCGUACCAGUUCAAGAAGAAGAGGAGCCGGUUCCGAUUAGUUACUCACUCAACGACCCUUCACCGUCCCUCGUUACCCGAAAGCCGAAGCCGCAGGAACGCUCUUCGGAGCUGGUGAGGAUCACUGAUGUUGGGCCUGAAGGAGAGAGACAGUUCCGAGAAGUUGUAAGGAAGACGAGGAUGAUCUACGAUUCUCUUAGGAUCUUCUUGAUUUUAGAUGAAAUGCAUGAAGAGUUUGGAAUGGCAAGGAGGAGAGGUAGGCCUGAUAGUAAAGCUGCUUCCAUGAUGAAAGAACGUUUUUUGUGGCUUAAUCGUGACAAACGCAUCGUUGGUUCGAUUCCUGGUGUGCAAGUUGGUGAUAUAUUCUUUUUCAGGCUUGAGUUGUGUGUUAUGGGUUUACAUGGACAGACCCAAGCUGGGAUUGAUUAUCUCAUUGGGAGUCGUAGCUCUAAUGGGGAGCCAAUUGCUACUAGUGUGAUUGUUUCAGGUGGGUAUGAGGAUGAUGAUGAUCAAGGAGAUGUUAUUAUCUAUACAGGACAUGGUGGGCAAGACAAGCUUGGUAGGCAAGCUGAGCAUCAGAAGCUGGAAGGUGGAAAUCUCGCUAUGGAGAGGAGUAUGUAUUAUGGGAUUGAAGUGAGAGUCAUUAGAGGGUUUAAGUACGAAAACUCGGUUUCUAGCAAAGUCUAUGUCUAUGAUGGGCUGUUUAGGAUUGUUGAUUCGUGGUUCGAUGUUGGCAAGUCUGGCUUUGGUGUGUUUAAGUUUAGACUGGAGAGAAUCGAAGGGCAGGUCGAGAUGGGUACCUCGGUUCUGAAGUUUGCUAAGACUCUGAAAACCAACCCGAUGUCUGUGAGACCAAGUGGUUACAUCAGUUUCGAUAUCUCGAACAGGAAGGAGAAUGCUCCUGUGUAUUUGUUUAACGACAUUGACAAUGAUCAAGAGCCUUUGUAUUACGAGUAUCUCGCCAAUACUUCGUUUCCACGUGGCAUAUUGUUUCAACAGAGUGAUAAUGCAAGUGGAUGCAACUGUAUCAACGGUUGUAGCAGCGGCUGCCUUUGUGAAAUGAAGAACGGUGGUGAGUUUGCUUAUGAUUACAAUGGGAAUCUGAUAAGACUGAGACCGUUGAUACAUGAGUGUGGACCAGCUUGUAAGUGCCCUCCUACUUGUCGAAACCGUGUCACUCAAAAGGGUUUGAGAAGCAGACUCGAAGUGUUCAGGUCGGUGGAAACUGGAUGGGGAGUUCGGUCUUUAGAUAUAUUACAUGCUGGCGCUUUUAUUUGUGAGUAUGUUGGGGUUGCUUUGACAAGGGAACAAGCCAACAUCUUGACCAUGAAUGGUGAUACGUUGGUUUAUCCUGCUCGGUUUUCUUCCGCUAGAUGGAAAGCUUGGGGAGAUUUGUCUCAGGUCUUUCCUGAUUACGAGCCACCCUCGUAUCCUCAGAUCCCUCCUGUUGAUUUUGCGAUGGAUGUUUCGAAGAUGAGAAAUGUUGCUUGUUACAUAAGCCACAGUACUGAUUCAAAUGUAAUUGUCCAGUUAGUACUGCAUGAUCACAACAAUCUGAUGUUCCCUCGUGUUAUGCUUUUCGCUGCUGAAAACAUUCCUCCCAUGACUGAGCUCAGCCUUGAUUAUGGAGUAUCUGAUGAAUGGAGCCCCAAGCUCGCCAUUUGUGAUUAAAGUUGUCCUUGACCAGUCCGCCGCCUUAUUUUUCAAGAUUGUUUAAUCUUUCCUUUGGUUGGGGGAUGAAGUAUGAAGGAAAGCAGUUUGUGAAGAAUCAAGGUUUGAUAGACUCCAUUCCUCCCACAGGUCCCAUUGUGUACGUUUUGAGUUUUCUGUAUGCUUGCACAAUAUGGGAGUCAAUGUUUUAACGUGUAUUAGUGUACAAAACUCGGAAAGAUGUUCCUGUCUGUACCUGUUUGGUCUAGAUAUGUCUAUGAAGUGAAACAAUAUUAACCUUCCUUCUCGCUCUCUUUUUUUU
Eruca vesicaria subsp. sativa (arugula) is the source of this 2437-nucleotide messenger RNA. The record is from the annotation of a GenBank genome assembly. Lineage: Eukaryota; Viridiplantae; Streptophyta; Magnoliopsida; Brassicales; Brassicaceae.